This is a messenger RNA of Aspergillus oryzae RIB40, 591 nucleotides long. RefSeq lists its product as uncharacterized. The record is from RefSeq and is a predicted model, not a curated record. The transcript has a single exon. Lineage: Eukaryota; Fungi; Ascomycota; Eurotiomycetes; Eurotiales; Aspergillaceae. Bases 1 to 591 code for a protein of 196 amino acids.
AUGAUCAAACAAGGACUAGAUGCACCGGGACGAGAUCCUUUCCUGCUCCACUACGCAGGACACGGUGUCGAAAGGGAUGGAAAACCUAUCUUUACGUCAAAGAACGGCAGAAACCUUUCUGCUAUGUUCCUUCUAGCUUUAGUGGAGGGCGAUUCUGACGUUCUCUUACCUGAUUCCGAGAUCGACAUUGUGUUUAUCUUCGAUUCUUGCUUCAGUCAUGUUGCGACAAGAAAUAUGGUCAAUACCGAACGCAUCGUCGAAGUUCUAGCAGCAACGAGCCCCAACAGUGCUUUGGCCAACGCUGCCCAGGGGCGUGCUUCCUUUACGGGGAAGCUGUGGAAUGAAAUUAUGUACAGAAAGGUACAGGGCCACAAAAGCGUUGAGCUAGCCGUACUUAUGGAUACCCUCAUCACAAAGUCGCCACAGGUGAUACUAAGCUACGAGCUCCUUGUCGGGGUACAUUCCCUCUGGUUAGAGCUACCAGGAGGAUCCGUGUCAACUGCUGUUCCUCCCCUUGUCGUCGAACCGCAGUACUUUGCGGUCUUCUCUAUGCUGCCCAAUCUCUAUCCGCAUCUGCACUUGCCACACUAG